AAUGAUACUACAUAAACAUAAUAAUACAUCAGCGGGGCCUGAAGGCCUAUCACUUACUCUACAUAUACUUGACUAUUAUGUUCGCCCUGUUUAUACAACUAUCGGAAUUUUUGCAAAUCUCAUCGCAGCAAUUCUCCUCAGGACCAACGAUAAAUCUCGGAGUUCUACAACAGUUUAUUGCCGUUGUCUUACAACUGUUCAUGUAAUAUUCCUAAUCACGCUUUUACUAGCUUGGAUAGACAGUCAGACACCUUUAUCUGUUUUCUCACAAGUUUCCGUCGCUUGUCAAGCCUUCUUCUUCUUUAGUAAUCUAACAAAUUUUGUUUCUGUCUGGACUCAAGUUGUUAUAGCGAUUGAUGCUCAUAUUCGGAUGUGCUAUACAGCGAGAGCGGCUCUGUGUAGUAGGAUGAGAGCAAGAUUCGUACUACUUGGUAUUGUUGCAGUUGCUAUCGCGGUUCACGUUAACCUGUCUUUAACAGUUUCCAAUCAUAUGAUGACAUGCAUACCGCUCGCCGAUUAUGGAGAUUCCGCUCUUCUACUUGUCCGGUUUGAUGCCAUUUUCAAUGUGGUUCUUCCUUAUUCUGUUGUUAUUAUUCUAAAUAGUAUGACUAUGGUCGUUACAGUAAAGCAUAGGCAUAGAGGUAUUGCAAGUUUCGUCCAUCAUCUACAUGUAAGGAUGAGCACUGUAGCCACACGCCGCUACUCUCCAAGGCACGAAGAAAUUGUUAUUAGAAGAGAUGUUAUACUCUCUUUGGCAAUUAAUGGUGUCUUCCUCCUAUUUACCUCUCCCACGCAGUUCCUACGAUUUUACACCGUCACUAGACCUACAAAUGUGGAGUUAACUAUGAUAGUGUACUUAGUUCAGCAGAUGGCGCUCCAUGCCUAUCAUUUAUCUUUUACCCUUCAUGCGUUUGUCUAUAUUAUCUAUUUACCAUAUAUGCGUCACGCUCUAAACCCUGUCAAUUUGAAGAGAAACUCCAGUUCUAAGCGUAAAAAGUCUUCAUGCAAUUAUAGAAGAACAAACAUCGAGGAGGAAGCGAUUUAG
This is a messenger RNA of Dimorphilus gyrociliatus, 1045 nucleotides long. The record is from the annotation of a GenBank genome assembly. Lineage: Eukaryota; Metazoa; Annelida; Polychaeta; Dinophilidae.